CACUUCCAAGUCCUCUCAUUACUCAUUAGCCCUCCCCCCGCUCCUCUCUCCCAGACUAUGGCCAUCCACCCCACUCGUCAGAGAGGAUAGCCCCAUAACUGCAUACAAGGUAUAAUUUAGAAGAAGCUCUUUUUCAGAUCCGAUUCCCAUGCAGGUUGGUAUCACGUCGACCCACAUGAUACCUGACCUUCUUGCACGUCGGCCAGCUAAGUAGCUACAACUAGACCACCGGCCUAUUUCUGUGCCUAGAUAUCCUUUAUUUUUUUCUUCCUGCGUUUUAUUCUAUUGGGAUGCUUCCAGUCUCACCAUUGAGAGGCUCCAAUGGAGAUCAGAGAGACGGGGGGGUCGGGAGAUUGGUGGGGGACUUCUCCAGUGACACCUUGCUUGAGGAUAUCAACUUUGAUGACCUCUUCAUGGGGUUCGAUAAUGGAGACAAAUUGCCGGACCUCGAGAUGGAUCCUGCUGAGAUCUUUGCAGAGUUCUCGGAGGGUGGAGAGGAGGACUCGUCAGGGAUGGCAAUGGCGGCGGAGUCUACAGUGGGUUCAGAUAGUGGGGGUCAGCAGAAGGGGUUGUUGGAAGGGGAGAUGGAGGAUCUGAGUCGACGUGAAGAGGUCAUGAGUGCGACGACGAAGGAGGACCCAGUGGCCAUGACAGCGGAGAUCCGGUCACCCUCGGAGGUCAAUAGAGACCGGAAGUCAUCGGUAGUGGCAACGAAGAACUCGCAGGGGAAGCGGAAAGUGAAGGUGGAUUGGACGCCGGAGCUGCAUCGGAGAUUUGUUCAGGCGGUGGAGCAGCUUGGAGUUGAUAAAGCAGUGCCCUCGAAGAUCUUAGAGCUAAUGGGGAUCGACUGCCUCACUCGAUACAACGUUGCCAGCCAUCUACAGAAAUAUAGGUCACGUCGGAAGCAUAUGCUCGCAAGGGAGGCAGAGGCUGUAAGCUUGAGCCAGACACCGCAAAUGCAUGCGACCAACGUUGCCUGUUCAAGGAGGAACAUGAACCCAUGGCUUGGCCCCAUCAUUGGCUUCCCUCCACCUCCUCCUCCUCCUUCUGUCCAGCCUUUUAGACCCUUACAUUUUGGGGGGCACCCCCCACCAUUAGUGUCCAUGCGGCCGAGAUAUCUAGCCUCGUGGUCUCCCAGUCCGCCAUGGGCUCCUCAGUCAUCUCCACCUCCACUACCAAAUCCUUGUUAUUGGCAUCACCAUUGCCAAAGGGGCUCCAGAGAAGGGUGGGUACCAUAUGUCCUAACACAAGGAACUCCUUGCUUUCCUCAGGCAUUGCCAACGAGUUUUCCAGCUCCAUCAGUCCCGGGUGUUCUUCCCCAUCCCUUCCAUAGACCAGUUCCUACUAGGGACUGGGGUUCGCAGCUUCUCGAUGCUUAUCCUUCAAAUGAAAAUAUAAAUGCAGCUAUUGGAGAUGUUUUAGCAAAGCCAUGGUUGCCAUUGCCUCUCGGGUUGAAGCCUCCCUCGUUGGAGAGCGUACUGGUGGAACUACAGAGGCAAGGUGUCUCAACAGCACCACCAACAUCUGGUUGAGAUCAUGUACACUAUAUCUGGGUGGUUUUCAUGGUUCAAUUCAUCAAAAAAAUUCGUUGACAUGUCUAUCUAUAUAUCGUAUACUUGUAAAAAGUUCUUUUAAUAUUUUUUAUGAGCAGGCCCACUUCAUUCACUGGCA
Molecule: messenger RNA, 1671 nt
Organism: Phoenix dactylifera (date palm)
Lineage: Eukaryota; Viridiplantae; Streptophyta; Magnoliopsida; Arecales; Arecaceae
Product: putative transcription factor GLK1
Biological process (GO): positive regulation of DNA-templated transcription
Cellular component (GO): nucleus
Molecular function (GO): DNA-binding transcription factor activity; transcription cis-regulatory region binding
Source: RefSeq, a predicted model, not a curated record